AUGGCUAAACAAGUUCUUCUUUUAGGUUCUGGUUUUGUUGCAAAACCAACCGUUGAUGUCUUAUCAACUACUCCAGGCGUCGAAGUCACCGUCGCUUGUCGUCAUCUUGAAGCUGCUAAAGCUCUUGCUGGUGAAACUGCUAAGGCUAUUUCUUUAGAUGUCACUGAUUCUGCUGCUUUAGAUGCUGCGGUGGCCAAAGUCGAUGUUGUCAUCUCUUUAAUUCCUUAUAUUUUCCAUGCUUUGGUUGUCAAAUCUGCAAUCAAAAAUAAGACAAAUGUUGUAACCACUUCUUAUAUCUCUCAAGCUUUAAAAGACUUAUUGCCAGAAAUCGAAGCCGCCGGUAUUACUGUUAUGAAUGAAAUUGGUUUAGAUCCUGGUUUAGAUCAUUUGUAUGCUGUUAAAACCAUUGAUGAAGUUCACAAAGCCGGUGGUAAAAUCAAAUCUUUCUUAUCUUACUGUGGUGGUUUGCCAGCUCCAGAAGAUUCCGACAAUCCAUUGGGUUAUAAAUUUUCCUGGUCUUCAAGAGGUGUCUUAUUAGCGUUAAGAAACUCUGCUCAAUAUUGGAAAGAUGGUAAAAUUGAAUCAAUUACCAGUGAAGAAUUGAUGGCUAGUGCUAAACCUUAUUUCAUUUACCCAGGUUAUGCUCUUGUUGCUUACCCAAACAGAGAUUCAACUGCUUACAAAGAAUUAUAUCAUAUUCCUGAAGCUGAAACUGUUAUCAGAGGUACUUUAAGAUAUCAAGGUUUCCCAGAAUUUGUUAAAGUAUUAGUUGAUAUUGGUUUCUUAAAAGAAGACGAAAUUCCAGAAUUGUCUUCCGCAAUUCCAUGGAAUAAAGCUUUAGCUGCCAUUUUGAAAAUUGAAUCCACUGAAACUGCUGACUUAAUUGCUGCUAUUGAAUCAAAAGCCACAUUCCCAUCUGAAUCUGAAAAGGAAAGAAUUCUUAAUGGUUUCAAAUGGUUAGGUUUAUUCUCAAAAGAACCUAUUAUUCCAAGAAAGAAUCCUUUAGAUACCUUAUGUGCUACCUUAGAAAAAUUAAUGCAAUAUGAAGAAGGUGAAAGAGAUUUAGUUGUUUUACAACAUAAAUUUGGUAUUGAAUGGGCUGAUGGUAAAACUGAAACUAGAACUUCCACUUUAGUUGAUUAUGGUGUCCCAGGUGGUUACUCAUCAAUGGCUAAAACUGUUGGUGUUCCAUGUGCUGUUGCCACUCUUUUAGUUUUAGAUGGUACUAUUAGUGAUGUUGGUUUAGUUGCCCCGUAUUCCCCAAGAAUUAAUGAUCCAAUCAUGAAAAUCUUGAAAGAAAAAUACGAUCUUUACUUAACCGAAAAAACUAUUGGUUAA
Messenger RNA from Ascoidea rubescens DSM 1968, 1338 nucleotides. It is a transcript of the gene LYS9, whose product is annotated as saccharopine dehydrogenase (NADP+, L-glutamate-forming). Gene Ontology annotation, molecular function: saccharopine dehydrogenase activity. The transcript has a single exon. Gene Ontology annotation, cellular component: cytoplasm. The record is from RefSeq and is a predicted model, not a curated record. NCBI's taxonomy places the organism in Eukaryota, Fungi, Ascomycota, Saccharomycetes, Ascoideales, Ascoideaceae. Bases 1 to 1338 code for a protein of 445 amino acids.